UCAUAUCGGUUUUGGUCGUUUCGGAGUAUGUUAGCAUUUAAUAUUCGGCGAAGUACUAUAUUUUGGUUAUAAUUGGAUUGUUAAUAUCGAAAUGAUGAUUGACAAGCCAGUUGGUGUGAUAAACGAAGGUCGAGGAGACAUGGAAGGCAGUCACCAUAAUUCGGAGAAGGAGGAAGGGGAGUUGUCAUCAGAUGAUGACUACCAGACCAAAUUAUCUGAGAUGCAGACUUACAUCCCAUUUCUACAGCAAAUGAUUCAACGUCUAGAACAGUCAAAUGACAAAAGUCGUGAGGCUCAACUUAGUAAAAUGAAGAGUCUUUAUGGCAUCCUCAGCAAUACAAAAAAAAAGUUGAAGGUGGAAACUUUAAAGAAGUGUGAAGAUGUUUUGAGCAAUUUAAGAAACAAAGUUGAAAAGAGCACAAGUCAUAAAGAAGGAAACAAAAUGAAAAAGAAGAUUCAUAGAGAAUUAUCACAUUCAGUAAAGAAUGCUGUGAUAUCUGAUUCAAGUAACUCCAGCCCAAGUGAUCAAAUGACAUCUCGCUUUAAGCGUGCUAGUGAAAGUGAUGAUUCCAGAGUUGGAGAGAAAACAUCAGAUCAUGAAGCAGUUGUUAGUUCAACUACCCAGUCUUGUGAUUCAGAAAAUCCUGUGACCGAUGUAGUUAGAGCUUUGAAACUUGCUGCAGCUCGUAACAAUCUUCGCAAUAAAUUGGAAAAUGUGAAGACUGCUAUUCAUUCUCCUGGUCACAGUGACGACUCUAAAGGAAAUGUCUCCAGCAGUAGUCCUUCUCAUUUGGUUUCAUCAUCUUCACCCCCCAAACCGACUUAUCACGAAAGGGGAGAAUAUCAUACUAAAGAGGGAUUGGAACAAAGUAGGGAAAGAUUGAAAAAGUUAAUGGGGCAUCAUCUCACUGCCACACCUUCACCUCCAUAUCAGUCACCCGGUGAAACACACAAUAGAUCUUAUGAGAGGAGUAAUGUUGAUGCUGUAUCUCCUAAAACAGAAUGGUUAUAUACCCAAGACAAUUCUUGGGAAAAAUAUUCUGGUGCCCAAUCUGUAGGAAGUGACAGUUGUGACGGUGAACUGUUUACUAGGAGAAAUGGUUGGAAUACAGAAAAACAUAGGAAUAUUGUUCCAAGUUCAAGUUUUAAUGCCUUCCAGGAUGAGAAUAGUUCCAAAACUGAGAAUAAGGUGCGAACUUUUGAAAAAUCGCCAAAGAAUGAAGUAAAUCUCAAAUCUCCAAAACCUGUGAAGUCACACUUACCUUCUUCACCUCCACCACCUUCGAAAGUAUUUUCCCCUGAGCGUGGUGAUGACAGUGAUAAAAGUGAUGGUGGAAGUGGAUCAAGAAGCAUAAGGGCAAAAUUAGAGCAAGAAAUCCACAAGGUUCACCGAGUAGGCGUCAGUACAGGUGGUGCUUUACGUAGUUUAGUGGUUAAAGAUGAUAGAAAUAGACCAUCGAGUAAAGGAAAGUCAGAGAGUGAAUCUCCCAGAUGUGUGAAGUCUGUUGAGAGUUUUGAAAAACUUAGUCUAGAUAACGACAGGGAACGAUUGAAUAAAAUUGCUGAAAAACCUGUUGAUCCCCGGCGGCAACAUAAUACUGAUCGAUCGCCUCCUUUAAAAAGCAGUACUAGUAAUGUUAAAAGUUGUACAGAUACUGUACAGUCAAAGAGAAAACCUUCCACCAAAUUAGUAACUUGUGACAAUGCUGGUAGAAGCAAGGAGGGAAAAGAAGGUGCUGAGAUGUUUUCUGGUAUGAGUCAUGAGGAGCUCCAAAGAAUAGUCUCAGAGAACCUUCGUAAUCUUCCAUCACCUCCUCCAAUCACAAAAGAGAUACUUGAAACUGUAAAGAUAUCUCCAAAAGGCAUUCCUAAUCCACUCCCUUCUUGGCCAAUACUUAAUCUACCACCUAAGAUUCCAUCCACUCCAGCAUCACCUGAUGAAGCGUUUCAUCAAACCCCUUACACCCAUCCAGAUGCCUGCUUUGGAACUUCACAAUCUUUUGAAACGGGUCGACAAGCCCUUCUCGAAGAUCCAAAUCACUGUGUGGAAAGUCUACCGGUUGUGGAUGAUCCACGAAUGAAUCUUGCACACUGUAAUGCAGAGCACUCGAUGCAUAAUGUAUAUGCAUCACAGUGUGAAGAUAGGCAAAGUGGAAUAAUUAUUCACGAGUAUGAUUCUAGAACAAGUUUUACAAACUCACAAAGUUUGGAAAGCAUGAGGAGGACUAGUUCCCAGCAUCAUUUAGGAGAAGACCCACGAUCUGCUACUCAAAGUCAUUUAUUGGAAACUGCUAGAGAUAGAAGUAAUGAAAAUCCUAGAUAUAAAACACCAUUAUUAGAGGAUCCUCGACAAGUUCAUAAUCACGGCAUAGAUGAUUCGAGAAGGCACAUAGCUCAUUCUUUCAGAGAUGAUGGAAGAAGAGAUCAUAGAAAAAUUGAUGAUUCCAGGAUUGGCGGAGAAAGACGCAGAGGAUUACUUCCUACACCACCAGGGUAUGAAAAAUGUAAUUAUAGAGGACCAUCAUCAAAUUCAAGAAGCCAUGUCCAAGACAUAUCUACUAGAUUUGAUCAGAGACCUCAGUUAAAUGAAAACAGAUGUAAUCCAUUGUUGAUGUCUCCUGAACAACAAAAUUGGGAUGCAACACAUUGGGUUAAUCCUGCAGCAUAUCCACAAACUCAGAAUGUUGAUAGGUAUCAGCAACAAUUGUAUCAUUCUAGAGAUGGUAGAGGGCAACCGAUGGCUGUGACACAAGAUGAACAGUUUUCUCCCACUGGCCAUUCUCAAGGUUAUCAGUGGAACUCUGGCAAUAGUCUUAAUACACAACAGGCAGUGCAUGGCAAUUUUAUGUCUGGUUAUCAAGUUCAGCCUAGAAUUGAUCAUGUUCCAGAUUAUCAAUCAAAGUCACGAAUUCAACAUGCUGAUCCUAGAUUACACAAAGGGGAACGUUCUGAAGCUUCUCCAGACAUGCGAACUGGAGAUCCUCGCUUACCUCAUUCAGAUCCUAGACAUUCCACUUCGUUUUCAGGUUCCAGGCAACCAUUGCUUCCAGGGAUUGCAAGAUUAGCAUCAGUAUCAGAAAGAGAUCCUCGGAGGCGUAGUGUGGAUGAAGCUGAUGUGUCCAGAAAACAUGUAGAAGACCAAGAUGAUAAGAAAAAACGACAAUCAGAAUGGCGUGCAAGUAGUAUGGCCAGCAGAUUUGAAAUGUUUAAGAAAUCUUUAAGUGAGAAGGAAAGGAAGAGAACUAGUAGUGCAGAACAAAAUAGAAGUAGAGAAGAUAACACUAAAAAUCUUCCUAAGAAAGAAUCCACUGCUAUUUCUUCUCCUCUUGACUGUUUAUACGGUACAACUGCAGUAGCCAAGACUGGCAAAGGGUAUGGAUUUCAGAAUUUUCGUAUACCAAAAAUUAAGAGAGAUCUCCCUUCCAGGCCAAGACCACCUACUCCUCCACGACCAGCUCCUCCCAAAGAAAACUUUGAAGUUACAAAGAAAGAAAAUGAUGCUGGUGUUGUACAGGCUCAUGUAGACAAUGAUGAGAACAAAGAUAAGGAUACUGGUUUGGUUGAACCAAAAGAAAUCGAACCACAAACAAGAGAAGUAACUCAGGAGUUAAUAGAAGCCUUGAUUAGAAAAUCUUUUGAAUCAGGUGAAGGAAAGAAACUUUUUGAGCAUGCAAAAUUUUUCGAAACUUUAAGUGAAAGUUUAAAAAGUAAAAAAAUGAGGAAAAUUAAACGAAUUCUAGAGUCUGAUUCAGAGGAUAGUGACAGUGAUAGAGCUAGCAAAGAACAAACGAAGGAAAUAAAAGAAAAACAAAGAUCAGAUGAUGAGAAAUUGAUGAAAACAAAGGAAAUUAUUAAAUCAGAUUCUGAUGAUGAACCUUUAGCUGAAAAAUUGGUAGUUAAAACAAAGAAUGAUAGCAGUUGUGAGAAAAUUGAAUCUGUCAGUGAUAAACUAGAAGAUACUAACAUUGAAACUGAAAGUAAGGAGAGUUCUAAGGAAUUGGAAGAAACUGUAUCUGAGAAGGUAGCUAAAGAUGUUGAUAGCUGUGAGAAUGAAGUGACUAAACCUGUGAAAAAAACAGCAGCAAAACGUCGUAAUUCCUUAGAACUAUUGCAACAAGAUGUCAGGGACAUGUUUAUUCGGGAAGGUGUGGUCACUGCUACAGGGUACCGAAUGUGUAGACUUUUGAAAGAGGUUCAGUGUGGAGCAUCAUUAGAAGAGAUCUCAAAGAAUGAAGCCCAACGAAUGGAAAAUGAGGCAGAUGGAGAAUCUGAUUCUUCAUCGGUAUUAGGUAAGAAAGAGAAAAAGAAUGAAGGAAAUAUGAAGUCUAAAAAGAAGUUCGUUAGUGGUUCCAAACUAAACAAAAAGAUGUCAAAAAGCAAUGUUGAGGUGCUUUCUGAUAGUGAUGCUCCAGUUCCUGCGGGUUCUAAAAAGAGGACUAAAAGAAAUAGACAACUCAUUGAAGAUUCAGACAGUGAUUCUUCAGUGAGUACUUUGAGUAGAACAAGCAAAUCAAAAACUUCUGGAAUCCGUUUAGAAUCCGAUAGAGAAAUUGUUAGAAGACGACGUGUUCCUCGAAUUAUUUUGGAAAAAACUGACAUUUCCAAAUAUCGUUCAAAUUUGACUAGGAGUCACAUUGAUAGUGAAGAAGAGAGUGAAGAUGAAAUCUUCAUUGAAACCGAAACAAAGAAGAAAAGUGUUCUGAAGCGAAGUUAUUCUAAGAAAAAGGAAAGUAAGAAGACCGGAAAGAAACUGUUGGAAGAGGAUGAUGAAUUCUUUAAUAGGGAGCCAUACAUGUUCAAAAGAAAAAAGGAAAAGAAGGCUCAGCCAUUUUUGAACAAGAAAAUUGAUGAUUACAUUCCUAGACUUCACAAGGCUGAAAUUCCUAACAUAUCAAUCAUUGAACUAUUUUUUAUUGAUAAAAAACCUGUUACUGACACUUCUUUGACAUCAGAAAAUGCAGAUGCAGUAGAGAAAAAUCCUGCUUCUCUGGCAGAUGUUGCAUCAGAUUUGAAUUCUGAUGUUACUGCUAAUGAUGCUGAUGAUGAGGAUGAUGAUGAAAGAAAAGAUUCUGCAUCAUUGCUGGAUCGUUUACAUAGAGAAAGAAAGGUAUGUCUUGAUGACACCAAUAGGAAUACUGAUAUAGACGAACAUAAUUCAGCUGUUCCAGUAUUUGAAACCAAUCCUGAAAUUGAAUUGAUAACUACAGAUGAUCAAAGAGAUGAAAAUAUCUCUUUAAAUACACAUUCACCGAAGUCAUCAUUAAAAUUAAGUCUGGUGAAGAAGAAAAGUGUAGGCCUGAGAAAAAAGAAGAGUUCAAAAUGGCAAUUUGGUAUCAUAAAGAAGAAAUCAACUGUACAUAAAACAAAAUCGGAAGUGGAAAUUGGAGAAGUAAAAGAAGUUUAUCAGUUGACUGAAGUAGGAUCUACUGACAAUUGUUCUGCAAAUGCUGAUGAUGUCAAUGAUGAAAAAAACUCAAGUGAUGUAGGCGUUGUUCAAAGCACAAUGGAUGUUACAGUUCAAUAUGAAGUUGAUUCUUUUGGAGAAAAUUCUAGCUACAAGGAAGUAGAGAAUACUGCAAGACUUGAGAAAGAAAAAAAUAACAGAGAACCUACUGAAUCUGUGAAUUUUACCAAUAUUGACUACGCAUUUCAUUGUGAAGCCAAACAAACUGCUUGCUUACUGUGUUCGUAUGAAGGAAAAUCUAUAGUCCAGCAUUACAAGCAAAUUCAUCCUGAUAGUGAAGUUCUCAUUUCAAGAUUACCUAUUGAUGAAGCCUGCAGGGCUACUACAGAGGCAGAAGAAAAAGGUUUCAAUGAAAGCUCUUUUAAAGGAGAAAUAUUAGGCAGUCGUAAAGGCCAAGGUUCUUUUUUAUGUAGAUUUUGUAAUUAUAAAACUUCAAUUCCUGUUAAUUUGUAUGAACAUACAAGUUCUCACACUGGUGAGUAUCGAUACCAGUGUUGUAAAUGCCCGUAUAUGUCUGCUUCUAGAACAACAUUUAAGGGACAUUUUUAUAGUCAUCAUCCUAAAGUUAAAUUGAAACAAGGAUUAAAUUUGAAGGUACUCACUGCAGGGCCAUCUAAUAAUGCUAAAUAUAUUUUUGGCUAUUUGUGUUCCAAAUGUAAUUUUGUACAAUUACAGCACGAAAACCUACAGAAACACAUAUCUUUGAGGCAUGCAAAUGAUCAGGAAGUGAAAUCAAUUCGUAUUAAUAUGUCAAAAGCUAUUCCAAUGGAAUGUGCUGAGGCAUCUGAUGAAGCAGAUAGUUGUAUUGAUAAUUCAGAGAUUGUUACAGAUGAAGAUACUGGUGGUGAAAUGCACAUGGUUAAAGACAAUAUAGACUCUUCUAAUUCAAUAAAUGUUGAAGAAAAUUCUGAAGUAAAAGAUGACAUGAUAUGUUGUGUAAAAGAAGAGCCUGUUAGUGAAAAAAAACCAAAUCCUUUAGAAGCAUUUGUUCCCAUUUCUUUGGAAGUUGAUAAUGAUGAGUGCAUUAUUCUAGAAGAAAGAGUGAAACGUACACGUGAUGUUAUGAAGGAUGCAAAUUUGAAGGAUGUGUUGAAAAAUUUAAAAGAUGUCUCUGGAGCAGAUGAUGACAUUAUAAUUAUACUAGAAAGCAAAUUACAGAAUAUAAAACAGGAAAUGGACACAGAAAUGGAGAUAGUGUGUGAGAAUGUUUCUAAAUCUUUGGACUCUAUUAAUAAUAUCCAAGAUUUAGGUGCUGUAGUGAAGGAGGCAGCUAUUAAGGAGCCCAAAACAGAAAAUCAGAAUUCAGAAGAGUUGAAGAAUCAACCUAAUACUACAAUGGAAAGUUCAAAUGACGAUCCUUGUGAGAAAGGCGCACAACUGUUGUCAACAGUUGAGUAUGUUAAGGAAAAUACAUGCCUGUCAUCUGAUGUGGGAUUACCUGCUCCAGAAGUGCAAGAUUUAGAAAAUAAAAUCAAACCUGGUUUGAAGAAAACCCCAGAUAUUACAGCUGAACCAAGUAAGACACGUUCUUUGACUUGUAAACCAAGUAGCGGAGAUGAAGCGAAUGAACGUAGGAUAACACGUUCUUUAAGUAGGACUGAUGAUGAUGGGAGAUCUGUCAUGUCAGAUGAUUCAGGUGUUGAUGCAUCUAAUUAUGAAGUAAUAGAAAUCACAGAUGAGUCGGAUGUGGGAGAGGAAGAAAUGGACGUGGAAACUGUAAUAACGAGUGCAAAGUCUUUGCAGAAUGAUGCUGAUGAAGGUGUUUCUUUGCCCAGUGGAACUCUGAUUGAAAGAUUAGCAAAGCACAUAAUUUUCAAAGAUAAUGUAAAGAGUUUUGAAGGAGAUAAUAGUGUUCAACAAGAAGAGAGAAAAUCGAAAAAUGAUUCUCUGAAACCACCACCAUUGGCUGCAUCUUUGGAUAAACAGUGUUUGGAAGAAAAGAAAUCUGUGACGAAGCAAUCGCCAGUGGUUAGUGUUGCUUCUCUAGAAGCCAGACGAUGUUCGAAUGAAUUAGUACUUUUUUCAUGUCUGGUGCCAUGUUGUGUAUUUACUACAGAAGAUGCAACUUCAAUGGAGAAACACCUUGCAAGGAGCCAUAAACCUAAUUGGUGGGAUGGAGUCUGUAGUACGUGUGACAAAAGAGUGUAUGGUGAUGGUUCUUUGAAGGGAUCACCUGUGGAACACAAGUAUCCAUUGAGUUUUGCGUUGGAUCACUUGCGAACAGUGCAUUUGGAUAAUUUGUCAAUACAAAAGGACUUGCAAGCAUCAGAAUGUGCAUUGCCAUCUAUUGUUGAAUGUAGUUCUUUGCCAUCAAUUAAUACUGUAUGGACAUCAGAACUUCCCAUUGAACUGCAAGAUGUGGCAGAUGGAGACAAAACAUUGGAAAGCAGUGAAGAAGCAACUCCUCAGGCAGAGCCUAGAAAGACUGACCUUAGUGAAACAAAAGCUCCAUUUCCGUACAUACGCACCAGGCGUCUAAGUGGUGAUAAACUCUCUGCUCCACCUACUUCUGAGAGUAAAGCAUUAACUCCUUUGGACACUUCAAGUGACACUUAUGUUGAAAAUGAUGGUAAUGUGCCACCAGAUGAAGGUGAUGGUGGUGACGAUGAUGAAUUACCUUUCCUGAAAAUUGAAAGUGUGGUCAACAAUGCGUUCCUUGAUCCCAGUGUAACGGAUUCCGAAAGCAGCCCUGUUGCGGAGACUUCAAAUUCACCAUUAAGCAAUAACUUUGUGGAUAUUGGUCACUGCCCUGGUAAUGUGUCUAAACAGCCAGUAGUUGCUUAUGCUCCAAAAUUGGUUGCAGUUCCAGGAUCACCUGUGAAGAAACAGCUUCAAUUAAUUCCUGUGGCUCCAGCAACAAGAGGAACUAUUGCUGUGGUUCCAAGUACACUGCCGUCUACGAACAUCCCUCAGCCUCUAGUAAAUCUGGCUCAACUUAUUCGUCCUGGAACACGUGUAGUUGUUCCCAAAGAGAGUCCGUCUGUUGCUGCUGCUCCAGUUCAAUUUGUAUCUUCUAAUACUAAGAAGAAAAUGAUAUUAUGUGGCAAUAAAACAUUGCCCAACAUUCUUCCAAAGCCAACUUCAACAUUCAUUAUUACUAGUCCUGGGAAAUCAACAUCCUCAGCUGUUGUUCUUCCUCCCAGCAUUGUUACUUCCAGUUCUCUGGGAUCUGGCAUUGAACUUCCUCCUGUUUCAACAUCAGUUGCAUAUACACCACUAUCCCUUUUGAAAAAAUCCUAUUCUGGGGCUGUAAGUUCUCUGACACCAGACAAUACAGUUGUUAGGUUUGUUGGUGAUAGUUGUGCCAGAACUUCAUAUUUUGCUUAUAAGCGUCGGAAGCAACAGAGGCCUUCACUGAAGAGUACAAGAAAAAUACUUUCACAUAAACUUUGCAAAGCCUUUGAACAAGCCAAGGCAUCGAAAAGCACACCAGCUUACCAAAGAAUGUUAAUACAUGAUAAACUUCGUCAGCUAUUCAAGUGCAUGGCAAAGCAUUGUACGUUCACAUCAGAGUCUCCUAAGUAUUUUGAAGAGCAUUGCUGGAAGCAUGUUUAUUUAUUCCAAAAAUUGAAGCCUGAUAAUUCUGAGAGAAGUGAAGGAGGGACAGGAAAUGAUUGCCCAGGACAAACAUCUGAAGAUUCUGAUGUGGCAAUAAUGAGGAAAAUAGAGGCUGGGGCUUGGCCGCAAUGUGCAUACUGCUGUACUCUUCAUAGCACCCCUAAAAGUUUGAAUUCACAUGUGCAAGAAGAGCAUGGGCAAUGCCUCUAUCAAUGUGCUUACUGUUUUUUCAGAGCAAUUGCCUAUUCAUAUGUGGUUUUGCAUCAGAAUACAAAUCAUACGGACAUGAGGAUUACAGUCUUGCUUUGCCGUAAAAUAUCACAGAUAUUACCUCCAGUAAAUCAGCAUCCUGCUCGAAAAGAAGUUGUAUUACCAUAUGUGUGUGUUCAAGGUAAUUGCGGGAUGCAUUUUUAUAACCCUGCAGCUUUUUGGAGACAUUUGGAAAAUGCACAUGCAAAUAUGACUUGCUAUUUUUGUCAUAUGUGCGAUGGUCAGUACGUCAAACCUGAAAAACUUCUUAUGCAUUAUAAGUUGCAUUGCUUUCAUUAUUAUCAGUGCCACUUUUGCUUGCAUGGGUCGGACACAAAAGAAGACAUGCAACAUCAUUUAUGUAAUUUUCAUCCUAAUCAAAAAGCUAUUGUAACAAUGAGGGAUAGUGAUCCAAACAUGCCUGCUAUGGGUUCAGAAGAGGAAAGAUCUCUUGAUUUUUUGAAAACCAUUGAUCUUGAUGUUGAUCACCGUGAGGAAAGUUUGCUGUUUCCUCCUGUUCCUUCAACAGAAUAUGCAGAGACUAGUGUUGAAUUCUGGAAAAGUUACAAAGCUUUUGCUGAUGAAAACCCAUCCAUUAACACUUCCGAUAGUAGUUUGCUAUUACCAACACCAUUGGGAGUGAAUGCAAUAUGUGUUCUACCUGCACCUAAAAAUAGUUUCUUUGUUGCCAAAGAUGAUUCUCAAAGUUGCGAGUAUAGUAAUAUGUCAGUACUUCCUGAAGAACCAUGUAAAACCAGUGGAAGCAUUAGUUUUGCAUCUGUUGAUGCAUUGGAGCAAAUUACCAGCACAGACUCUACAGUUAUUGAUACUGCUGACCAAGUUGAGAAUAUUGUUGGGGAUUCAGAUUUUGAAAUUAUGCCAAAUAAAAUGAGUGAUUCUACUGAUUCUGCAAAAAAUGAUCUUAAUAUUGAUCCUUUAGAGUCAAAUAAAGCAUUGAUCAACCAGUCCUCUCUGAAUAAGAGUGAUAAUCAUGAGGUAAUAGUUAUUGAUUCAUCAGAUAUGGAUGAGGAUGAUGAUGAUAAUUAUUCUGAACCACCUGCUGGGGAAGGAAAUAAAGUGCCUUCUACUUCUCAUUCUAAAACACCAGAGAUUGAUGAUUCUGACAGUGAUGUAAUAUUCAUUGGCAGUGAUGAAGAAGUUGUCCCUCCCAAGAGAAAAAAAAUUGACUUUGGAAUUCCAUUGUCAGAAUCUGAUCCAAAUUAUGAGCCAGUUGUAACUCUAAUGCAUAGAAAUCCAGAAACAAAAGCCCGAAUUGAAUCUGCUGUUGAUCCUUUAGCACCAGACCCCCCAGAAGAAAAAGUACAUUUGAAUUCAGGGGAAGGUUCAUCCAAUAAUAUUUUAGUUUCUCUAGAUAAUGCAUGUGGCACAGAGUUACCUACUUUUGAAAAGGAUCAAGAACAGAAACAACAGCAGGAUCAAGAGGUUCAGCAACAACUGUUUGAACAUCAACAGCAGCACAAACAAGAGUCAGAGCUCCAGCAGCAGCAACAACAACAACAACAACAACAACCACAACAACAACCACAACCACAACAGCAGCAGCAACAACAACAACAACAACAACCACAAUUAGAACAAGAGCAGCAGCAGCUGAAGAAACAUAAUAGCACAGAGAGAUCAAAAGGAGAUUCAGCCUGCAAAAAUUUCAUUGAUCCUGAUAUCUUGGCCCAGAGUUUAAUUACUCCUGAGGAACUAGAAAAGACUGGAGCAUCUGGUGAACGUCUGUAUCGAUGUGGUAAUAUUACUUGCACCUAUGCAGCAAGUACAUCUAACCAGUUGCGUGAUCAUUUGCUUCUUUGUGACUUGUCAAGGGAUUCUGCUGGUCUCACAUGUGUACAUUGCCAACGACCGUUUAAACAGAUUGCACCAUUUAUGGAACAUUUGAAACACCAUGGGACAUGUCGAUACAAUUGUUUUUUAUGCAAAUUUCGAGCUCCUCUUCCUCAACAAGUUAUUAAACACCUUAAACAAAAACACCGUAUUUACAAUUCUAUUGUUCUUCCAGUAAAUCAACAAAACACCAAUCCUGAAUCAGAUCUUUUUGUUGUUUGUUCAAAGGACAAAACAAGACCAAAAGUAGUGCCACAUUUUCGUAACAAACGUAUUUUCAACCCUGAUGAAGUGAAUUUUUUACCAAUGAAAUGCAUAUCAUACCAUCCACUUACAUGCAAUGUUUGCAACUUCCGUUCAAAAGUUGUGAGCAAUAUACGUCGACAUCUAAAUUUCCACAAUAAUAAAACUAUGAACCCUGAUGAAAUACCUAUGAAUGAUCCUGUUAACCCUGUGCCACACUUAGAGAAAAAAGAAAUGAUGUUUGAUAAAAUGACAAAUCUUGCUGCCAGUUCACAUCCUCUUGGACGUAUGGGAGGCAAACCAAUUUCAAGUGCAUGUUCAGGAGGAAUUCCAGAACAAAUAACUCUUCCAAAAUUUGUUCCAGAACAUGAACGCUAUGUGUGUGGAUCUCUUGGUUGUAAUUAUCGAACAUGUGAUGAAACUAUGUUACGUUACCACAUGCGGGCUUUGCAUUGUGAUGAAAUAUCAUAUCGAUGCCCUCAUUGUCCUGAAUCUAUGCAGAAAGAUCUUAAUGGAUUGGCAAUAUCUAUUGACCGAAUGGGAGCACAUUUGAAAAUGCAUGACAACAAAUUGUACAAGUGUACUCAUUGUACAUACUUUCAUUUUCAGAGGCACAUUGUAGAACGUCAUUUAUCUGACAAACAUCCAGAGAAAAGACCAUUUGUUCAGGUUGUGAGGGAGGAAGGAGAAGUUCCAACUACAUCAAAAUUGGACACACCAUGUACUGAAGGUGAAGGGAACUCUCAACCAAAUACAGGCUUUUGGAUGUGUGGUUUGUGCAAGGCACAAUAUGCUACACGAGCUGAAGUAUAUGAACACACUGCCGCUGCUCAUAACAUUAAAAGUCAGUACAAAUGUAAUGUGUGUACAUUUAGAUCUUCAUCAAAACCCAAUUGUGAGUCUCACUUCUACUCUCGUCAUCCGGGUUUGGAAUUAGAUCUUAUAACAGUUUGUCAGCGCAUUGAUGGUGAUUCUCUUGAUUCACCAUCAGCCUCUCAAAGUAACAGCUCCACGACUACCACCUCUAUUGCUGAAUUGCCUUCAAAAAGAUUUGAUACAACCCCUCUAUGGCUGAGAAAUAUGGUGCGCAUUAGGCAUAUUCGUGGUGUUCUUUUGGAAGAUGAGGAAGAAACACGUAUGCAUUUGCAAAAGUUGGAUGAAUCCCAGUCCAACAAAAAACCACCUAAAGUUAAGGAGUUGACUCAGACUCCAACAAGUUCCCGAGCACCAUCUCCAGAACCAGAAGAAUCAGAUCAAUUGGAACAAAAGUUUGCUCCAUAUGGAAAACCCAUUUUGGGAAAUAUGUUUUUCUGUACAUUAUGCAAUAAAUAUAAAACUAGGUUCAAACAAGAUAUGAAAGAUCACCUUUACCGGGAGCUUAAUUAUGUCAAGUGGAUGUGUGGGCAUUGUAAUUUGACCUCUUGCAAUAAGCAUCAUGUCCAGAAACAUUCUAAAGUUCAUGAGAAAGAAGGUAAACUUGAAAAUAUUGUUGCUCUCCAACCAGAUGAUGACGUUGAAUUGUGGGUGGAGCGACUUUUAAGUAAACAACAUAAUAGCAUGAAAGGUAUUCCUGAGGGAACUAUCAAACCUGCAUUACCUACCACCAAAGUCAAAGUCAACCCUGUUUCUGCACCUGCAUCUGUUGGAACUGUAUCUCUGAUAAAAUCAACAAAUUCAUCACCAAAUAGUAAAUUUGGGUCACCAGUAAAAGGAAUUGAAUCUAGAGAUGAUAAAGGAGAAUCAGAAGAUAUUUCUUUAACUUCCAUGAGACAAAAUGCCCAAAAACGUAAAUUUGUUGAUAUAGUUAAAAGUGAUUUGGAAGGUGAUGAGGAAAAAGAAUUGAAGAAGAGCAGCUUAUCACAUGAACUGGAUUAUGAAAUUAAAGAUAAUCAUGAUGAUUUAUGUAGAGAAAAUGCGGUUUUGGAAGGUAUUGCCCCCAACCUUCCAAGAUUACCAGAAAAAGAGAAAGUGCUGAAGAAAUUUAAAUGCAAAGAUUGUAAAUCUGCAUUUUCUGUUGUGAAGGGUUUAAAAUUACAUUUACACAUGUGGAUAUUGUGAUCGAACUGCUUUUUCUGUAAUGGCCAUUAAGCAUCAUUGUAAGUUUCAUCAUCCUGGUCAACCAGAGAUCGUCAAUUACAAUAGAACUGCUUCUGGCAUUAAACUUGACGAUGAAUUUUGGGAAAAAGAGUAUGGCAUCAAACCCAAAAGUGAAGAAUCUAAAAAGAACCAAACAGCGUCUGGUCAAUCUCUUCUUUCAAAAACUGUUACGUCUUCAAAUUCAAGUUCCACAAUUCCAGCUGAGGCAGCUGUUGCUGCUUCUCAUGUUGCAUCUUCCUCCAAUCAAAUACCUGUCAAGGUUACAAAUUCUUCUGUUAUACAAGCAUCUUCCCACUCUGUCACCUCUGUAUUACCAUCCUCAGACUCAGCUUCUGCCUAUAAGCUAUCUACAGUUUCAUGUGAUUCUUCUAAUUUAGUUGGAGAUAAAGGAACUUCUGAAGAGGCAGAUGAUAUUAUUGUUAUAGAUGAAAUUGCUAGGAAGUGUGCACAUUGUGAAUAUCGAUGUAAAAGUGCUAGUGACCUUCGAAGCCAUGAAAUGAGGCAUUGGGUUGAAAAACCUUUAAAAUGUGGUCAUUGUGAUUUUGAAGCUGUUCGUGAAUACGAAAUUAAGAAACAUACAGCGAAAAUACAUCCUUCUAAGAAAGUACGGGUAAUUCAAAAACAGCUGCCAAGUACACCUGAAAUUAAGCCUUUGCAAAGAACCCGAAAAUCGAUGUACCAUACUGGUGUGUCCUCAAAUAAAAUUGACACAUCAGAAAAUGCUGAUAAAAGUAGUUCUGACCUUGUGGAUACUUCAAUAGAGAGUACUGUCAGUGUUCAAGAGAGUACUGGCAGUAAACCAGAGGAAAUUCCUACAGAAGACAGGAAAGUGUAUCGUUGUUUUUAUUGCCCUCUUCGAGCAACCUCGUUAGGAAUUAUUCAUCAACAUUGGGAGAAGGUGCACAAAGAAAGAGUGACAGCAACUGGUGUGUCCAAAAAUAUUUUGCCUUUUAGAUAUAAGGAAGUAAAUUUGAAUGAACUUCUUAAAGGCCGAGAAACUGCACGUAAAAGGAAAUGGACGGUGUUCACCUGUUCAUACUGUAAUAAGAAAGGCACUUAUCAAGCUCUCCUUGUUCAUCACAAUGCAGUUCAUCCAGAUAAAAGUGUGAAAAUAUUUAAAGUUGUUACCCAGUAUGAAUGUGCAGAAUGUAAAUUGGUAACUUUGGCGUCAAUAUCACUUCGGAAACAUUUUGAAACUACUCAUCCUGGAAAAGAAUUCCGAUAUAUGGUGCAGACCUCAAUGCUUCCAGCAGAAGUUUCGGAUACAAAUUUACCUUCCACUGGGGAAAGCGCAAGGCCUGCUAAUUCGGCAUUGCCUAGUAAUGACUCACCAUUGUCAGGUGUCCCUGAAAAGAAAUCUACCUCUAAAGAAAGUCUUGUGAAAUACAUCUGUGGUUGGUGUUCUGAAACAUGUUCUUCUGAAGGAAAAAUGAAUUUUCAUCAUACUAUGUAUCAUUCGCACUUGGAACAGAAAUUCUCUGUCGAAAAUAUAACUAAUUCCUUGGAAUCCUCUAACACAAAAAUCAAAACUUUCUUCAAAUGUCCAAAGUGUAGUUUCAAAGCGUCUUCAUUUGAGGAAAUGUGUGAACAUUUGCGAAAGCAUUCUAAACCUUUUAAGUGUGGAUACUGUGGUCGUUUAUUUGAAUUACCCCUCCAAGUUCGUACUCAUAAUACAGUUAUGCAUUUGAAUCUACCUCCAAAAAUUAUAUCUGUGAAAGAUGAUUUAUCUAGUUUGAAAGCUCAGGUCAUUAGUAUUGAAGAAGAAGUAGAUGCUUCACAAUAUCCUGAGAGUGCAUCGAGAGAAAAAAUAGUUUCCCCUGAAGAGUUGGAUGUUCCACGGAAGAAGCAAAUGAUUUUUGGGUUUGCUCGAAAGUCUACAAGUAUGAAGCAAAGAAUUUUCUCUGUUGCUCGGAAAUCAACAAAUCCAUCUCCAUAUCGUAAUUCCAAGCAAGAAGAAUUGCUUGCAUCAUCAGAGUCGGGCAGUUCACGUGCUGAUUCACCUCCAUUGUUGGAAGAGUUUUCGUAUUAUGGACAGAAAGUUUCUCCUCUAGACUGGAAGAAAAUUAGAACUACUGUUAAUUAUGGUGGUGUGCAUGUGCAAGUGAAUGUUGAGACUAUGUCUCAGAUCUUCAAUUUGAAGCCUAUUGUUGUAGUGAAAGAUCUUAAAACUCAAUGGAAGGUUUGACAGGAAUAUACUUUUGAAUUGAGAGACUAUGAAACAACAUCUCUGAUAUUUUCAUUAGACCAUGACUAUUGUCUCUAAAAGGUAAUGCAGAGGAAAAGCAAUUUUCUAAGCUAUAAUUGCUAGGUGCUAAUGCUUUAAGAUUGUGUUGGGAUCUGAAGUGUAAAUAGAGAUGAAGUGUGCUUGUAAGGAUGUAAAAGACAAGAAUGGCAUGCAUUUUUGCUAAUAGGUAGAAAAUUUAUUAUUGUGAUUUUCAUAAUUGCAGUGUUUUGUUUUACUGUUUCACUAAUUGGUGAGGUUCUCAAUUUUGUUAUAUAAACAGAAGCCUGGAGUCUGGAGAUAGGUAAAACACAACCUAAAUGUGAAUUUGUGUUGUACAUAGAAUAUAUUUAAUUGACAAUUAAAUGUUAAUAUAAGAACAUUGACACCAAAAUUAGUACUUACUCAUACUUGUUUUGUGGUGUUAAAUCAUUUUCACUAUUUUUGUUUGUAUCAUUAAUGAAAUAUGCACUGUGAAGCAUACUAGUGUGUGCCUGUUUGUGUAUUUAUAUGGUGAAGACAUUGUAAAUUGUAAUAAGAUAGUUGUAAUUUUUAAUGUAUUUUUUUAAUCAGUGAAAACACUGAAUUGAGUAGUAUUAACUUAUCAUUUUUGUAAUUCAGAUUCAGUGGGUUCCUUUGCAUUACUAGCACAUUCAGUCGACAUGGUAUUUUCAAACUAGAGUUGAAUAAUUUAUAUAGUAUAAUUAGGGAGAUUCCUCUGUUCAAAUCUAGUUCUUUGUAUAUCAGAAAAUUACAUCUCUUGACAUAUUAUUAUAGGAGUUUGUAAUUGGUUAUACAAAAUUCUUUGUUAUAAAAGACUUGAAAAUGCAUGUUGUUCUUGUCACGUAAUGUAAGUUAUCUUUAUUCAUGCGUGUUUCUGAAGAGUGUUAUUACAUUUGUACAGUUUGUUUAUUAUUGUACAUAGAAGAAUGAAUCUAGCUUUAAGUUAUUUAUCAUUGUCACCACCAUCAACAUCAUUAUUAUGCCAUAAUAAAUUGUUAUGGCAUCUUUAUUCCUUAUUAUUUUUGUGAAAAUACAAGCAAUUAUGUUAUUAUUUAUUUGUCUUCAGUUUGUAUUUUGUUCUUCGUAACAUCAGUGAGCUGUACUGAGGUAUUAUUUUAUGUAGUUGAGACAUUGUUUCAGUAUUUAAGUAAAUAGUAAACAUUGUCUAGUUUGUAAGGCAAAACACUUUGUAAUAUAAUAGAAGUUUUGCCUAUAUUUUGGACAUUCAUUACGUGGAAAUUUUAUCUUUGGUUUCAUUUCAAUAUUUCAUCAAAAGCAUUCCAUCAACCCGUGUAUGAAGACUGGUUUUUAUGUACAUACAUUCAUUAUUUUGUUCCAUCAAAUGUUAUGUAUGUGAAAAGAAAAAAAAAAAAAAACAUUUAAAUAUUCUCAAUGUAAGAAUAAAUAUUUUGAAUUUUUU
Gryllus bimaculatus (two-spotted cricket) is the source of this 17106-nucleotide messenger RNA. The record is from the annotation of a GenBank genome assembly. Lineage: Eukaryota; Metazoa; Arthropoda; Insecta; Orthoptera; Gryllidae.